AUGAGUAACUAUACCGACCAUUUUCCGGACGUGGGGUCAAGUCGGCCGUCGUACCGUGGAGCGAUGGUUCUAGGGACUGAGAUGGCCGGAUUCGUGGCUCUCCCCCAUAAUAUGCGCCAGAGGCCAUGGUUGAGUUCUUCUCAGAACGAGCUUCAGUUUCAUGGAGAUGCGGACAGUGAUGGUAUAGCUGAGGUGGACGACGCCGUCUCUGAGGUUUCAUGGUCUCCAGCAAGAGCAAGCACUUUUCCAGUGGAUGAAUUGACUGAGGAUGGAGGGAUGGAUACAGGUAUGGACGUUAACAGUACCUGUAUGGGGAGUGGUUGUAUGGAGUGUACGGAUCCCGAUGGACGAACUUGUUCUGAUACGAAAACGUGGCACGGGGCAACCACGCAUAUGGCGCUCACAUGGGAGAGGACUUGGGAGAAACAUUGGGAGAACGCCAUGAGCUCCUCUUACAUCAAUGAAGAGCAGGCCAGCAAGCAAUCCGGAGAGCAAACAGAAAAUGAGGAGGAGUUGUUCACAGCGAGGGAUAAUGAAGGAGAAGGGUCAUCAUUCCAGAUGUCUCGACGAUCUCGAUCCGCCUCCUAUCUACUCCGCCUCAGAACUGAAGAACGAGGAGUCACGGAUUUACGAUAUUACUCUCCACACUCUGAACCUUCUCGAUCUUCUGAGCGUUCUCCAUCCUCUCGGUUCUCCUAUUCCUCCAAUUCCUCCCGCUCACUUCCUCCCGCUCAGCUGUCUGCAUCUCGGAAAAGGAUCCGUCGGAGGAGUACCGCCCUUGAACACCACGGACACAUCAAGAUUCAUCACCAUCAAGAUACCUCAUACUGUCCUUCUUCUGCUAUUCCGCCUACGAAUUUUCCUAAUUCCCAUCCUCAUUCAAUCCUACACUCUCCCCCUCCUUCUCCGUACAAUCCCACACCUAGUUUUCACCAGGCACAUCCUUCGUCAGUGGAAUCACUGACAUCACCGAAUUCUCCUACACUAUCGUCCCCCGAUGCUGGACGACCGCCUUCCAAUCAUUCUGAACCACAACAAACCACUUCCUCAAUGGUGGUCCCUCUGAUUCAUCAUCCCAUGGCGGACAGCUUCCUUGCUCCUACCGCGUCAGACAUCACCGUCGCCGAUCCCGAUGCGAUCGGGGACUUCCACGAUUUCCUCGGCGUCUGGCAAGGCGAAUCAGGACGCGGAGCAAGAGGAUGGCCAUACGUUAGCCUCCCGCACGAUGGCUCACCAAUUAAUACCUCAGUUGGCUCGAAAAGGGUGUACAACUCAGUUAAAUCCUCAGUCAUAUCGGACCAGCAAGGGAUCACUUGGCAGGACGCAAUGACAACCAGGGACGCUGCGAGAGGUGCCCGCUCCAUUUUUUACCGUCACAUAACUCCAAUGGGUUGUGUAUCAACAAACCGCGAUCACUUCAAGCAAGAUCACGCCCCUUUUGGAUUCCGAUCAUUUCAGCCAAUAUCGGAAGAAUCCACGCGACCAAAAGUAUUGCAUUUCCAAUUACGGAAUUUAUUAGCGACCACUUCCUUGGGCAACGUUUAUUUCGCCAGUGACCAUCUUGUUCAACGCUUUAAUCCUUCGGAUGGAUCCGUUCGAACGGUCCUCAACACACACAGCGAGCCGUCCACCAGACAUCAGCACAGUAUAGUCUCCCUGGCUGCGAACCAAGGCCUUGUGGUUGCCGGCGAAUUGCAGGGCGGUUACGCCAUGAAGUAUCUUCAUUCAUCGCUCGGCAGUAAUCCAAUUAGGGGGACAGUUACAUCGCCCCGAGAAUCCGGUAGUAUAAACCACGUCGAGGUUAGCAAGGACCGAAUUUCCGGAAACCCAAUUGCCGUUUUCUCGUCGAACGAUCAGUAUAUCCGAAUCCUCGAUUGCGAACGAAAUAUAUUCACGCACAAGAGCACGUAUAAUGGGCCGGUCAACUGCUCUGCCACGUCCCCUGAUGGCCGCAUGCGAGCAGUUGUAGGCGAUUUUAACGAGAUAGUGUUUACAGAAGCAGUCUCUGGAGCACCGAUCACCCGAGUCACUGGCGUCCACUCCAAUGCAUUUGCCUUCGCAUGUGCUUGGUCACCUGAUGGCCUCCACGUAGCAACCGGAGGCGACGACCUCCGCGUCGUCAUCCGCGAUGUCCGAAUGUGGACGCAGACGGUGGGUGUGGUGGACUCCAAACUCACCUACCCGCGCUCCCUGCGCUUUUCACCCCUAGGCGGCGGUUCCCGCAUCCUCGCGAUCGCGGAGCAAGAUGACGUCCUCCAGCUCGUGGACGCGUCGACCUACGAUUCCGAACACGUGCACGUGCAGGACAUGUUCGGGGCGAUCGCCGGGUUCGAUUUCUCCGAGGGCGGAGAUAAAAUAUAUCUCGCGAACGCCGAUCGACGGUAUGGCGGCGUCUUCGAGUACGAGAGGACUGGGUGCACGAGCCGUUGCGUCGACGACACUAUCCUUCACCUCAUCCCCACGUGGGAUUCCGAAAGGUCAAAGGACGUCAUUCGAAUGAGGGAGUUGGCGGGGAUCUGCCUGUGA
Eremomyces bilateralis CBS 781.70 is the source of this 2526-nucleotide messenger RNA. Its product is annotated as WD40 repeat-like protein. Gene Ontology annotation, molecular function: protein binding. The transcript is spliced from 2 exons. The record is from RefSeq and is a predicted model, not a curated record. Bases 1 to 2526 code for a protein of 841 amino acids. NCBI's taxonomy places the organism in Eukaryota, Fungi, Ascomycota, Dothideomycetes, Eremomycetales, Eremomycetaceae.